GCCUUUCGCGCGAAACGGUGCCCUGUCGUGUGGAUCUCGUUUAGUGCGGUUGUCAGUACGGCAGCUGUAUUGUUUUAUAGUUCGAGUUUUAUACACUAGUUUUGGGUCAUAUCAGCAUGGAUGUUGCUACAGCGACCACAGAGAAUGCCGGAGAGACAGUGAAAGACGAGUUGGCGGAUAAGUGUCAGAAGUUAUUCCAGGCUUUUUUGGAGGAGUUCCAGACUGCCGAUGGAGAAGUGAAGUAUGUCCAGGAGGCUGAAGAGCUGAUCCGACCUGAGAGGAACACAUUGUUGGUUAACUUCAUUGAUCUCGAGGUAUUCAACCAGGAGCUGGCAACCACCAUCCAAGAGGAAUAUUACAGAGUGUACCCCUUCCUCUGUCGGGCCGUGCGCAACUUUGCAAGGGAUCAUGGGAAGGUUCCUCUCACAAAAGAGUUCUACGUGGCCCUUGAAGAUCUGCCUACUAGACACAAGAUUCGUGAGCUGUCGUCCAUGCGCAUCGGUAGCCUGGUGAGGAUCAGCGGUCAGGUUGUGAGGACGCACCCUGUCCACCCUGAAUUGGUGAGCGGCACCUUCCUGUGCAUGGACUGCCAGGCGGUGAUCAAAGACGUCCCUCAGCAGUUCAAAUACUCGCCGCCCACCAUCUGCCGCAACCCGGCUUGCAACAACCGCUCGCGCUUUCACCUCGAUACGCACAAGUCCAAGUUCAUUGACUUCCAGAAGGUGCGUAUCCAGGAGACUCAGGCGGAGCUGCCCCGUGGUUCCAUCCCACGCUCCCUGGAGGUCGUUCUCAGAGCUGAGGCGGUGGAGACCGCUCAGGCCGGCGACCGAUGUGAUUUCAUCGGGACGCUUAUUGUAGUGCCAGAUGUUUCACAGCUCAACACUCCUGGUCUGCGAGCAGAGACCAGUACCAGGGUAGGUGGACCGCAACGCUCAGAGUCGGAAGGUCUGAGGGGAUUGAAAGCUUUGGGAGUCCGGGAGCUGUCAUACAGAUUGGCCUUCCUGGCCUGUAAUGUCGCACCCACAAACCCUCGGUUUGGUGGCAAGGAGCUGCGGGAGGAGGAGCAAACAGCAGAGAGCAUCAAGAGCCAGAUGACUGAGCAAGAGUGGGAGAAGGUAUUUGAGAUGAGUCAAGACAAGAACCUGUACCAUAACCUGUGCACCAGCCUCUUCCCCACCAUCCACGGCAAUGACGAGGUGAAACGCGGCAUCUUGCUGAUGCUGUUUGGAGGCGUUCCCAAAACGACCAUAGAGGGAACCUCGCUGAGAGGAGACGUCAACGUCUGUGUUGUUGGAGACCCCAGUACUGCCAAAAGCCAGUUCCUCAAACAUGUGGAGGAGUUCAGCCCCAGAGCUGUUUACACGAGCGGCAAAGCUAGCACCGCUGCAGGUCUGACUGCCGCCGUAGUCCGAGAUGAAGAAUCGCACGAGUUUGUAAUUGAGGCCGGAGCUUUGAUGCUGGCUGAUAAUGGUGUGUGCUGCAUUGAUGAGUUUGACAAGAUGGACCUCAAAGACCAAGUGGCCAUUCAUGAGGCCAUGGAGCAACAGACGAUCAGCAUUACUAAGGCUGGAGUCAAGGCCACCCUGAACGCUCGCACGUCCAUCCUCGCCGCCGCCAACCCCGUCAAUGGGCGCUAUGACCGCAGUAAGAGCUUGAAACAGAACGUCAACUUGACCGCCCCCAUCAUGAGUCGCUUCGACCUUUUCUUCAUCCUCGUGGAUGACUGCAAUGAGGUUACGGAUUACGCCAUCGCCAGGCGCAUCGUCGAUCUCCACUCGCGUGUGGAGGAAUCUGUGGACAGGCAGUACUCAUUGGAUGAAAUCCGGAGAUAUCUGCUUUUUGCUAGGCAGUUCAAACCAAAAAUUUCAAGCGAAUCCCAAGAGUUCAUCGUCGAGCAGUACAAGCGCCUCCGGCAGCGGGAUAGCUCGGGUGGUGUGACCAAGUCUGCGUGGCGCAUAACCGUGCGCCAGUUGGAGAGCAUGAUCCGCCUUUCCGAGGGCAUGGCCAGGAUGCACUGUUGUGAUGAGGUACAGCCUAAACAUGUAAAGGAAGCCUUUCGUCUUUUGAAUAAGUCCAUUAUCAGAGUAGAGACGCCUGACAUUAACCUGGAGCAAGAUGAGGAACAGGAAGAGGAGGAGCUACCGGAGGAAGGUAAUGUCCCGAACGGAGUGAAUGGUGAGGUCAGUGGAACAAACGGGCACGCCAGCGGUCUUGUCAAUGGCGUGAACGGCCACGCUGAGGCCGACAGUCAGCCCAAACCGUUCCUUCGUCUCUCUUUUGCCGAGUACCAGCGCAUCUCCAACUUGCUCGUCCUGCAUCUACGCAGAGCAGAAGAAGCUGAGGAGGAAGAGGAGUUGAAGAAAAACGCAGUGGUCAAUUGGUACCUGAAGGAGAUUGAGUCUGAGAUCGACUCAGAGGAGGAGCUCAUCAAUAAGAAAGGACUGAUCGAGAAGGUCAUCCACCGGCUGGUGCACUUUGAUCACAUCCUCAUCGAGCUGUCUCAGUCAGGCCUAAAGGGUUCCGAGCCUGCAAGCACAGAAGGAGAGAUGGUUCUAGUCGUCAAUCCCAACUACACCCUUGAAGAUUGAACUCCUCUUUGCCCUCCUGUGUCUUUGUUUCCUUUUAUAUAUAAACACAACCUAUGAAACAAAAUAUAAUCACUACGGUGAUUGAUGUGUGCGCAUAUGUAAUGGUAGCAUUGGACAUGGUGGCUGUUGCACAAUGAUUUGGUUGAGCGGUUUUCUAAAAAAAAAUAAUAAUUCACACUUGCUGUAAAUAUGGUUUACAUCCUCUCAUAGGUAAUAGGUUGUCACCAAUUAGAUUGUUUUGUGUAUUGGAGUAUUUUCUCUUAUGCUGCUGUGAAUUGUGGUUUGAGUAAAUAAAAGAAGACUGUCCUUCGCUUACUAUUUCCAA
Molecule: messenger RNA, 2913 nt
Organism: Syngnathus typhle (broad-nosed pipefish)
Lineage: Eukaryota; Metazoa; Chordata; Actinopteri; Syngnathiformes; Syngnathidae
Gene: mcm6
Product: minichromosome maintenance complex component 6
Exons: 18
Coding region: 117-2588 (823 amino acids)
Biological process (GO): DNA replication initiation; double-strand break repair via break-induced replication; mitotic DNA replication
Cellular component (GO): MCM complex; nucleus
Molecular function (GO): single-stranded 3'-5' DNA helicase activity; ATP binding; single-stranded DNA binding
Source: RefSeq, a predicted model, not a curated record